AUGGAUGUCUUCAAGAAGGGCUUCUCCAUCGCCAAGGAGGGCGUGGUGGGCGCAGUGGAGAAAACCAAGCAGGGGGUGACGGAGGCUGCCGAGAAGACCAAGGAGGGGGUCAUGUAUGUGGGAGCCAAGACCAAGGAAAAUGUGGUGCAGAGCGUGACCUCAGUGGCCGAGAAAACCAAGGAGCAGGCCAACGCUGUGAGUGAGGCUGUGGUCUCCAGCGUCAAUACUGUGGCCACCAAGACCGUGGAGGAGGCAGAGAAGGUUGUGAUCACCACCGGGGUGGUGCGCAAGGAGGACUUGGACCAACCUGCCCCUAAACAGGAGGACCAGGCAGCCGAAGAGGAAGAAGUGGCUGAGGAGGCCAAGAGUGGCGGAAACUAAAAUGUUGCCAGAUGGCUGCAGAGUCCCCGAGGGACACCCCUCUGCCUUGAACCCCC
Marmota flaviventris (yellow-bellied marmot) is the source of this 437-nucleotide messenger RNA. RefSeq names its product synuclein gamma (gene Sncg). The record is from RefSeq and is a predicted model, not a curated record. Gene Ontology annotation, biological process: synaptic vesicle endocytosis; chemical synaptic transmission; synapse organization. Lineage: Eukaryota; Metazoa; Chordata; Mammalia; Rodentia; Sciuridae. Gene Ontology annotation, cellular component: neuronal cell body; axon terminus; cytoplasm. Gene Ontology annotation, molecular function: cuprous ion binding.